Molecule: messenger RNA, 295 nt
Organism: Dentiscutata erythropus
Lineage: Eukaryota; Fungi; Glomeromycota; Glomeromycetes; Diversisporales; Gigasporaceae
Source: the annotation of a GenBank genome assembly
AUGGCGGGGGCCCACUGGGCUGUCAUCAGUCAAGGCUAUUUGCCGAGUCACAAAACUAGUGCUGGGGCGCGGGGGGCCUACUUGGCUGCCCGAUGUUCAAGGCUACUUGCCGACCUAGUACUAGUCCCAUUGGGGCACAGGGGACCUACUUGUAGCGGCCGUAAAAUUGCUAGAGAUUGGGGAGAAUUUCGAUGGAAAGAUUUUAGUUCCCUUCGUAAAUUAUUGCCGAAAACAAGUAGAAACGAAAAUAAUCGGAAUAUUCAUAGUAAAACGGACAGCGACAAUGAAGAAGUCA